AUGAAAAGAACUCUGGAAAUUGAUUUUGAUACCAUUGAGCGUGUUAUUCCUAAUCUGAGUAAACGAGUAAAAUUUAUGCAACAAGUAAAAGAAUAUAAUGAUAUGAUAAAUGGAAAGGGGUUAUUUGUGAGUGAGAAUGAAUUAGAUAAGGAUGAAUCGAGUGAAGAUAAAUCGAGUGAAGAUGAAUCAAGUGAAGAUGAAUUGAGUGAGGAUGAAUUGAGUGAAGAUGAAUUGAGUGAAAAUGAAUUAAAGAAGGAUAGUGAAGAUGAAUCGGAUGGGAAUACCAAGAUACGAGAGGGAAAACCUUAUAAUAGUUUUGUGAAAGAGAGAUUUAAUGAUGUUAAGGAAUUAAAUCCAGAAUUGACCAAUCAAGACAUCUUUAGACUUCUUGCUAUUGAGUGGAAGAGUA
This is a messenger RNA of Acaulospora morrowiae, 409 nucleotides long. The record is from the annotation of a GenBank genome assembly. NCBI's taxonomy places the organism in Eukaryota, Fungi, Glomeromycota, Glomeromycetes, Diversisporales, Acaulosporaceae.